Haemonchus placei is the source of this 2016-nucleotide messenger RNA. The record is from the annotation of a GenBank genome assembly. NCBI's taxonomy places the organism in Eukaryota, Metazoa, Nematoda, Chromadorea, Rhabditida, Trichostrongylidae.
AUGGCUAUUGUUGACGAAACGGCCGGAAAGUGUCCUGAGAUGUGUCACGACUCAUUGCCCAAUCCUGAUAUCACGCUUAGCGGUGGUGGAGACUAUGGUGGCGAUCAUGCACUUGUUGGAUCGGUUUCGGACGUUGUUGAAAGUGAAGUGAACGCAUUCAUCAAACGAUGCCGGCAGUUCGAGUACAGACUGAUGAAACAUGAAAAGACUCCUCGAGACUUCAAUCUCUACGCUGACUACCUUUGUGACUUUCUGAAAUUGCUGAAAAGUCGAAGAACAAAAUUACAAUAUUGGGAGAAAAAGAAGCUAAUUGAUGAUCCACUGCGAAAAAAAGUUGCCAGCAUAUACAGAAGGGCCGCUGAUCGGUUUCAGGGCGAUUUACGGUUAUGGGAACAGCUGAUACACUUCCUUGACGAAAAUUCAAUGCGUCGUGAAUUAUCCGCUGCCUAUACCCGUGCUCUACAGAUCCAUGGAAAGAACGAGAAGCUCCGGAGGGAUUUCGCUCUAUGGCAAUUUUUCUCUGCUGCAAGCCCCCAGAAUGCUCGUACGCAGAUCUUGACCUCGUUACGUCUAUUGCCACAGUCAUCCAUGCUUUACGUAGCGUUCUUCGCAAUUGAAAUACAUUUCGUCCACAAGGUGCUUAAACGACGAAAGUACCUUUUGGAAAAGGAACACGAUGAAAGCUCUGAGCCUGAAGGCGCUGACCGUGAUCGUGUGUACGAUGGGAACGUCGACGAUACGAUAAUGAAUCUGGAUGUAGCAAAAGCGGUUGUCGAGCAAGCACUGUCUGCUGUACCAAGUAGUGCUGCCUCAGGUAUGCUUGUGGAAAUGUGGAAUGAAUGCAACAAAGUGGAGGUCCCCAACAUUGACAAAGUGCGGUCCUUUAUCGUAGAGAAGCUUGAAAAGUUUGACAAUGAAGAUACUCGGCUGUUCGAAAUAGAGUCGGCGAAGGACAGUGGGAAGUCGAAGUUCGAAUUGUAUGAAGAGGCACUGAGGAAGACGCCCACAGAGCGAAUGCAUCGAUUGUACUUGCAGUGGCUUCGGGAUUCACAACAAAAAGAUGCAUUUGUCGAAGGGAAAAUCCAUGACGUGUACCGUGGCUUAUGUGAUGGUGGAUGGAUGAGCGAUAAAGACUGGAAAGAGAUGGAGAGGAUCAUACACGAUUUUCCGGAUGAGUUUGACACCGAUUGCAUUGCAGAAUAUGUCGAGAAAAGGCCUCAGUCUGCAGCGAUAUGGGAUGUGUACCUUAGAAAACAUGUCGAUAAUGCGAGCAUAUCAGCGGAUGAUUUUAGAGAGUUAUGUAAUCAAGCUUUGGAAAAGGUAGAUCCAGAGGAGAGUUAUCCGAUUUGGCAACAUGCCAUCGACUAUACUAUCAUGCAUUCUCCUAAGGAUACCGAACAGACGUUCAAAGAUGCGUUGAAGUAUGCGAAUGCAAGUGUAGCCUCAAGGAUCAAAAUCUUAUUCGUGGAGUACCUGAACGAACUUUUUGAUGAGGGAAAGAUAACAGCCGAACGGUUAAGGGGAAGAGUAAUGGAUCUCGUCAACAGCAAACCGAACAGGUCGGAGUUCUACUGCGCUUUGUACCGAAAGGAAAUGGAACGGCCUACGCCUGACACGAAAUUCGCUGGUUAUGUCAUCAAAACAGCGGUCAUGGAAAAGGAUGGAGUUUCAGUGGAAGCAGCCAUUCUGUAUGGGGAAUGGGCGUUAAUGAACGAUCUUACAAAGUUUCACGUUAUUCAUCAGAUGGGUCUGAAAUUGUUCGAAGGGCCUGAGUUAGACGAGUUUCUAGUACAGUGGACACAUUUGGUUCAGAACGCAGCUUCCAAGGGCAAAGACAAUGCUGAAGAAGUACAUGCGGAAGACGAAACAAUCGAGGAUGCUCCUCCCCUCAGAAAAGAGGGCGAAUGUCAAUGCAACUGCGAAAAGUCACGAAAUGAAAAGAAGACGAAUCUGGGGAAAAGAAAAGCAAAGCGAAGUAAUUCGAAAGAAGGGGAAAAGAUACUAAGAGCUGAUUGA